AUGGCUGCCGUCAAGAACACCACCAAGACCUACACCCUGAACACGGGUGCCCAGAUCCCAGCUCUCGGCCUUGGGACGUGGCAAUCCAAGCCAAAUGAGGUGAAGAACGCUGUUGAGGCAGCCCUCAAGGCGGGCUACCGACACAUCGACACGGCAUUCGCCUAUGGCAACGAGAAGGAAGUCGGUGACGGCAUCAAGGCCUCGGGCGUGCCCCGCUCCGAGAUCUGGCUUACGACGAAGCUGGACAACCCAUGGCACAAGCGCGUCACAGAGGGUUUCAACAAGUCCCUCGAGAACCUGCAGACCGACUACCUGGACCUGUAUCUGAUGCACUGGCCCAGCUCCACAGACCCUGACGACCUGAAGAAGCACUACCCGGACUGGAACUUUGUUGACACGUGGAGGGAGUUGCAAAAGCUGCUGGAUACGGGAAAGGUGAAGAACAUCGGCGUAUCCAACUUCGACAUCACAAAUAUGGAGAAGCUGCUCAAUGCCGAGAGCACAAAGAUCACGCCCGCUGUCAACCAGAUCGAGCUGCAUCCUUGCAACCCCUCACCCAAGCUCAUCGAGUACCUCAAGACCAAGAACAUCCACCCCUCUGCCUAUUCGCCACUCGGCAGCACCGACUCGCCUCUUGGCAAGAAUGAGGCCCUCCUGUCUAUCGCCAAGGCCAAGGGCAAGUCGCCGCAGCAGGUGCUGCUCGUUUGGGGUCUCCAGAAGGGCUUCUCCGUCCUGCCCAAGAGUGUCACUGAGUCGCGCAUCAAGGCCAACAGGGAGCUGGACGGUUGGAGCUUGACUGAUGAGGAGGUCGCCGCUUUGGACGGCAUCCAAGACAGGUUCAAGGUCUGCGGUGACGCCUGGUUGCCAAUUAGGGUAUUCCACGGGGAUGACGAGUAG
Molecule: messenger RNA, 897 nt
Organism: Diaporthe amygdali
Lineage: Eukaryota; Fungi; Ascomycota; Sordariomycetes; Diaporthales; Diaporthaceae
Product: aldo keto reductase
Exons: 2
Coding region: 1-897 (298 amino acids)
Cellular component (GO): cytosol
Molecular function (GO): aldose reductase (NADPH) activity
Source: RefSeq, a predicted model, not a curated record